AUAAAAUCGAAAUUGAUAUUAACGUUCUCAGGCCAACCCUAAUCUGAGAUCAAACAUCAAACCAAACAAUGGGACACAGCAACGUCUGGAAUUCUCACCCCAAAACCUACGGUCCUGGUUCUCGCACUUGCCGUGUGUGUGGGAAUUCACAUGGAUUGAUUAGGAAGUAUGGACUUAUGUGCUGCAGGCAAUGCUUCCAUAGCAAUGCCAAGGAAAUUGGUUUCAUUAAGUACCGUUGAAGAGCUGAUGUAGCUGUUCUACCAAGUUUAUGUUCUGGCACAAGAAUGAUGUGUAUCAUGUUUGAAGAAUUUUUUUUGCUUGCUUUUGGUUUAUUUGUCGGACUGGAUUUGUAGAAUUAAGAUGAAUUGUUGUUUACUAUUGAACUUGAAAUUAAUGUUGAUUGGGGGAGAAAUUUCGCCUAAUUUUCAUUAUUUGACUGUAACUACACUUUAUGUUUGGAAGGGCUCCUUUAUGUUUUA
Molecule: messenger RNA, 479 nt
Organism: Vicia villosa (hairy vetch)
Lineage: Eukaryota; Viridiplantae; Streptophyta; Magnoliopsida; Fabales; Fabaceae
Product: small ribosomal subunit protein uS14z/uS14y/uS14x
Exons: 3
Coding region: 69-239 (56 amino acids)
Biological process (GO): translation
Cellular component (GO): cytosolic small ribosomal subunit; ribosome
Molecular function (GO): structural constituent of ribosome; zinc ion binding
Source: RefSeq, a predicted model, not a curated record